Molecule: messenger RNA, 1837 nt
Organism: Drosophila subpulchrella
Lineage: Eukaryota; Metazoa; Arthropoda; Insecta; Diptera; Drosophilidae
Product: zinc finger protein 664
Exons: 2
Coding region: 95-1402 (435 amino acids)
Biological process (GO): regulation of transcription by RNA polymerase II
Cellular component (GO): nucleus
Molecular function (GO): RNA polymerase II cis-regulatory region sequence-specific DNA binding; DNA-binding transcription factor activity, RNA polymerase II-specific
Source: RefSeq, a predicted model, not a curated record
GAAAACAGCUGCACUUGUGUGAUUUUGUAUUUUGUUCAAUAUAAUAUUGCAUUUUGCAAUUUUUGGGAUGAAUUAAAAGCAGCCGGCGCGCAGAAUGCUGAGACACUGCCUGGCCAACGUGGACUAUGUGCGUCUGCACGCCCAGCAGCAGUUGCGUCCGAAAUGCGGCGAGAUCUUCUACGAACAGGAGGCGAACAGCUUCCAAUUAGUUUGCCUGCUCUGCGAAAUGAAGCACUUUGGAUUCGAGGACUUCGCCCGCCACAUCCGGAAUGUGCACUUUGACAAGCAGGGCCGGCCCCUGACCCAAACGGUCACGAGAUUUGGAGAACAGGAGCUCCAAACGACAGAUGCAACAACUUUGCUGGCGGAUAGCCUGAAGGAGGAGUUCCUGUCCAACGAGGAUGCCCUGGACGCAGAGGAGACUGAAAAGGAACUGGACCAGGAAGAGGGCAAUCCACUGCGCAUCAUGUCGCUUGAGGGUAAACAGUCUGAGGAGGAGGAGACCAUGGAUACGAUGUGGCAGCCCGAUCGUGGCAGUUCCUCCGAUUCCUCCGACAACGAGGGCUGCGAUCUGGAGAAGAUGAGGGGUAUGGAAGAUCCUAAGGGUAACCAACUGGAUGAGGAGGAGGACCAGCAGUCUGUUUUUAAGAAGCAGCGCCAGCCGAAGGACUACAACUGCCCACACUGCGAUCGCAAGUACACGACCCAGAAAUACCUGAACACGCACCUGAAGAUGAGCCACCCGCAUCCGCAGGCGUUCAAAUGCGACGACUGCGAAGCCACCUUCGAUGUGGAUCGGGCUUUGGCCCAGCAUCGUCGCAAGGAGCACACGGAGUUUGCCUGCCAGCUGUGCGACAAGGUGUUUAAGAGCUCGCGUUCCCUGCUCCGCCAUGUGCAGGGUCACUCCGGCGCACGGACAUUCAAAUGCGAGCACGAGAACUGCGGCAAAUCGUUUGUCAACCAGCACAACCUCACCUCGCAUCGCCGUGUCCACAGUGAGGAGCGGAACUACGUGUGCGAGCUGUGCGGCUAUAGAUCCCGCUACCGGGAGGCGUUGAUCGUCCACCGGCGCACGCAUACGGGCGAGAAACCCUUCCAGUGCCAAACCUGUGCCCGCCGCUUUGCCUCCAAGUCGCUGCUCAACGAACACCAGGCCAUGCACUCCACCGAGAAGCCCUACAAGUGUGACAAGUGCGAUUCGGCCUUCUCCCGCCCGAAGGCGCUGUACCACCACAAGCACCUGCAUUUGGGAAUCAAGAAGUUCAAGUGCAAGGUCUGCGGAAAUGCCUAUGCCCAAGCGGCAGGCCUUUCCGCUCACAUGCGGGCACACAAGCUCCAGACGACGACUAAUGCCGCGGAGGGCGUGGAGCCGGGACCCAUCGAUAUGCUGUUCACCUACUGACCUGAUUGAGGGGAUCGCCUGCCUCUCAAAAUCACCUUCUGUAUCCCCUCUACUUUUCUCACAAUAUCUACGAUACAUACAUCAAGUAUUACGUCCACUGUUCUAGACUCGAACGAUUAAAAAGUAUAUUAAAACUUGAUUUAGUUUAAGUCACUAUCGUACCAAUUAUUGACAUAUGUAUCUGCCAUAGUUUUAAACAAGCCAACACUUUAAAAAUUUUAAUUUAAAGAUAUUACUGGCUUUCCCUUAAACAAUUUAAAAGAGAAAAGCUUCCCGUUUAUGUUUAAAAAGUAUUAAUUUCUACAUAUCAUUAAGGACAAACUGUAUAUACUGUUAAAACUGUUCAAUAUUAAGCUAGUUUUAAGCAGAGUAUUCUUCCGCGUAUAUUAAAAUAUAAGGAAAUCAUUUCGCACAAUACCAGGUACAAUAAAAUUC